CUGGCAUUCAUAGCUGCAUCACUGCACCAUCAUCGCUCACAACCUUACUUUAAGUCGCUCACAACCUUACUUUAAGUCGCGCGGGCCAGUUUGGAUGAUAAGUACGAAUCGCUACCGUCACUAGCACGGGAUGAGGCUUUUUUACUUGCUCGCUGAAAUCCCUCAUCGACGCACAAGGGCUCGUCUACAGGAUCAACAAGGGACCCUAGGGGGCCGGGGAAAUCAAAGCACAACGAGGGAAGUCAUCGCUUCGAGUGCUGCCUUCAUUUCGGGGCGACACGUGUAGGACAAGGGGAGAUUCAGCUGACUUCGUGAACUCGCGAUCCUCCCAUCUAGACUGCAGCGACUACACGCUUCAGAGCUCAUGACGCUCGCAGUCAUAUGGGCCUGUUCAGUCUGCGAUACUUAGCGCGGUUUCAUCGGGGGAGAGCCCGUUGUCUCAGAUCGGGCUCUGCGCGCGCUUGACACUAUCAAUUCGACGCUUGACUGCUGGUGUGGCAGCGGUGCCCAAGGCGAACAAGAGAUGUUGAGAUGGAGAAAGGGUUCGUAAUCCCAUGCAAUUCAAUCUCUAGCGCACCGAGGCGUGCACAUAUCCUCUGACUGGUCAUAGCUUUCCGAACUUCACAAAACAUGACAACAAUAACGCUUGAACGGACGGUUGGUCGUGUAUGGGGGCGUCGGAUUCUCGCAAGCAGCGCUAUAGCGCUCGCACUCGCUUUCGCACGCUGCGAGCGAGGGAGCACAAGCAGGCUCAAGACCAUCAUCCGGCUGCGUCCAUCUGAUCAGCAUGCUUUCUACGUGCGUUCUGGAGUUGCUGGGGCAGCAGACUACGUGCCCGUUCCACGAUGGUUGGCAUCGCCCAUAGCAUUUCGGUCAUGAGGGUAUCUGAGGACGAGGAUGAGGAUGACAAGAGCUAGGACGUACGCGUGUGCUGCCUGCUUUUGAAACGCUCAAGUUGCCGAUUGUCUCGG
Messenger RNA from Ceraceosorus bombacis, 971 nucleotides. NCBI's taxonomy places the organism in Eukaryota, Fungi, Basidiomycota, Exobasidiomycetes, Ceraceosorales, Ceraceosoraceae. The record is from the annotation of a GenBank genome assembly.